Molecule: messenger RNA, 3792 nt
Organism: Salpingoeca rosetta
Lineage: Eukaryota; Choanoflagellata; Craspedida; Salpingoecidae
Exons: 28
Coding region: 112-3546 (1144 amino acids)
Biological process (GO): protein localization to phagophore assembly site; endoplasmic reticulum to Golgi vesicle-mediated transport
Cellular component (GO): cytoplasmic vesicle; TRAPPIII protein complex; phagophore assembly site
Molecular function (GO): protein binding
Source: RefSeq, a predicted model, not a curated record
CGACAAUUGGUGAAUGUUAUCAACAACAUUUCCGAACUUCGCUGGCCAAACAGCAGCAAGCAAGAGCACAAACGGGCAGGAACAGCAAGUCGCAGCACCAUCAACAUCACCAUGGCGCCGACCAAGGAGCUGGUGCAGUCGCUGUUUGCACCAAAUGUCCUUGUGCUCUGGACAAAAGAAGCAGAGGCAACAUGCAUGCAACGUGGGCUCUCGUGCAAGCAUCUUUUGGCUCCCUUUGGUCGAUCACGCAGCCAGGCUCCUGAUGUUCAAUUUCGCACCCUGGAUGACCUUCGCCCCCUAGUUGUGGAGGACGGCAUCGCCCAGACGAAAGCAGCGGUUACUCAACAUGAAGGCCUGUGUGAAGACUGGAACAUUGGAUCAGGCGUUGCGCCGUGGUUCAACGACUACUGCCACCACUUCUUCUCCCUCAUGCGCCCGUGUGACCACGAGUUCUUUGGCCAUCCGCUCCUCCGCAUCGUCCUCUGCACUGCCAAGGGCGACGACCCCAUCACAUCCAUCGCCUCCUCCCUCUCCUCCCAGAAGCAACGGGAUGCCUUUUCUGCGUUUCCGUAUGUUUCCCAGGACAUUCCCACGUGUUAUCUCCUCCUCUCUGACCAUCAUGACGACGAUGCAACUGUGACCGCCUUCUUGCAGAGGCUAUCCAAUGAUUUCGGCUCCAAGAACUGUUUUCAUGUCCCGCUACAGCAAGCAGCAGAUGGCGACGAGGAACAGGAUGUGUCGGACGUGUGGACGACUGCACUGCCGGCGCUCGCCUCCGCCGCCCAAUCCCGCCCACAGAGCACAACAGAAGAGCCGACAGCGCCGCCCGUUGAUGCCGACCCCCUCUCCGCCAUGGCGUCAAUGGCAAACGCGGAUCCUGAGCGAGUCGGGCUUGCAGCCGGGUUUUGCAUCGCGGAUGUGCAGAAGCUCAAGGACACAUGUGCAGCAAUUGUCGACACGGCGCUCGUGCCGGCCGUUCGCCACCAUGCGCAGCUCCUCUCCGCCGAGGUCACCGCCACGCGCAAGAGUCGAUCAACGUUUCUAAACGCCACUCGGAAGUGGUUUUCGAGCGGAAAAUCGGCCCAGUCUGGCACUGGCCAGGAUCCCUAUGCCCCAGAUUCGUUUGAGAUGCAGACACGCCGCCUUGCUGACUUGCUCUUUAUGAUCAAGGAAUACGACGACGCGUACCAGCACUACCGCCACCUACGCAAGGACUUCAACAACGACCGCUCGUGGAAGCAUCUCGCCGGCGCCAACGAAAUGCUUGCUGCGUGCAUGCUGCUUGAUCCGCGUCUGGACCAGGGCAGAUACGAGAGCCGGCAGCUGUUUGAGAGCGCAAUGGCCACGUAUAACAAGUCUGGCAUGCCUUUCCACACCGCGCGCGUUGCCAUCACCGCUGCUGCAGAUUUCACUGCCCGCACCCAACAUGCGGACGCGGCGGCCACGUUUGUGCGCGUUGUCUCGGAGGAGUCUGAUCUGCGCAGUGCCAUUUUCCUCGAACAGGCUGCGACGUGCUACUUUGCAUCGCCGUCAUCGCGCCGCAAGGCCGCAUUCCACCUCGUCCUUGCCGCUUUUCGCUUCAUCAAGGCGCACCAGCGCAUGCACGCCCGCAGAUGCUACGUACAGGCUGAAAAGUUGUUUUCGGGUCUUGGGUGGCAGCACAUUGAGGAUCACAUCCACCAGUCGCUGGCCAGACAAUGCGAACAACUGGGCCUCCUCCAUAAAAGCAUUGACGCAUAUGCGCAUGUGCUUCGCGAAUGUCCCGGCAGUGCUCGCUCCCACAGCGAUGUGCUCGGCACUUUCAUGCACCUCUACCGGCACCUGCAGGAGAGUGAGGACGCCGCGUCCGCGCCCCCUCCACUUCCUGUUCCAAUCGUCAACAAGAACAUUCGUGUCCGCCUUCAGCUGCAGGCUAAUACACAAGCAGCACACAUCUCCCAACAGGAGGAAAAGGUUGCGGCGUUUAUGAACAAGCCUCAGGUUCAUCAGGCCGCGGUGCUGAGCGACAAGACGACCAACACCUCGCCGGCGACAGUCGUUGUUGAAGAGCCCGUUGGUGUUGAAUUCCAGCUCACGAAUCCUCUGGCCACUUCGCUCCGCCUCACCGCCCUCAAGCUCGUGUGCACGCUGGUCGAUGCUGAUGGCAACGAGUGCAAACCGGACCAGCUUGAGCUCACGGAGAUGGUUGAGAUUGAAAUGGGCGCUGGCGAGGAUGUUGAUGUUGUCCUCACCGCCAUGCCACUCACACAGGGCACACUUCACGUCAAGGGCAUCAGGUACAACAUCCAUCUUGGCCAAUCGGAAAUUGCUGGCCAGCAGCCGCUGUUGGUCCGCGGCAAACGCUUGAACUCAACACACGCCGAGCGAACAGCGUGCGUGUAUGCACCAGACAAGCGGUUGGACUUGCGAGUUGUCUCUGCAAGCCCCCUCUUCACUUACCAGAGCACUCCUCUUCCUGCGGAGGUGUUGCGUGGGCAGGUUGUGACCGUGGAGGUGGAUGUCAAGAAUCAGGGAACAGCACCAACCGCCAACGUCGUCUGCGUCUUUCCAGAACAUGCGUGGAAACCGCACAUUGAGCUUGAGGAUGGCACGCAACUGCCAGCGGAGGGCCAAUGCGUAGACCUCUCCUCGGUGGUGCAACUUUCCCCUGGCGAUGCCACGCGUUUCCGCGCGCGCUUCCAAGUGGCCCCGCACGCGCCAGAUGCGUUUGCGCUGUGCAUUGGCUACCGUGGACAGAACCCACCGCAGCAGCUUCCCUAUCGUAUGGUCACGCUCUCCUGCCGCAUGCGCGCAGCAGAGGGUCCCGCCGUCACCGCCACCAUCAUUCCAACAUCGGCAACGCGCGCCCUGCUUCGCCUCGUCUUCUCCCCGGUGCCUAAGGAUGUGCAGCUGUGCGAGUGCUUAUUGCGCAACUCGCACUGGAUGCUGGACACGAGCACCAUCAUUGCAGACCACGCCCUCCCACCAACGCCUGGUGCCACCCGUGUUGCCCUUUUGCCGUGCGUGCCCGCUACCAGCGCGCCGUCUGCACUUCCGCCAGCCGUUUCACUACAGGUCCCCACCAACAGCACUGGUGCUGCUGGUGCUGCACAGUGGCGACUGCCUGCGUUUUCUUCGGAUGACGGUGUUCAUGUGCUGUGGGAGCGCAAUACGCAGCUUGGCCUUGCCAUGGCAUCCUUGUCCAGCGGCAGCAACACGGCGGGCUCGCCCACAGCCUUCAUUGACGUGCGCAAAUCAUCAAGCUCCGACGCUAGUGAUGCAGAAAACAACAGGCAAACCAGCUGUGUUCACCCCUUCGUGUGUGGCACUGGGUUCACGCCCAGUGAGGAACUUGUGGUGCAAGUGUCACAGAACAGCAAUUCAUCGGGGGCAAGAUGGCUUGGCAAGGAGCGGUACGUGAUCGCCGCGGACGAGCAAGGGCAGUUUAGAAUACAGAUGACUGCGCUUGUGCUCACCGCGGGCCAGACGGUGCUCGACGGCCUUGUCGUCAUCCAAACAUCCACUUCCGCCGAAUUGCACGUGCAGUCUGCAGCUGUCACUGCAUGAGCGAGGGUUGCCUCUGUGAUUAUCUUCCGUGUUCCUUGUCCCUUGGUUGCUGUUAUUGUCCUUCUUCCUUCCUCCUUGUGCGCGCACGUCUCCUUGGUUCUGCAUGUGUUCCUCAUGACACCUCAUCCCUACACUAACUCCCCUUCCCGCUUACUCCCCUGCCCGCUUAGCUUUUGGCUUGCUUGCUUGCUUGGCAUGAAUUUCAAUACAGCAACAACUUGGCUCAAGCAACAACUACACAUACAC